This is a messenger RNA of Clunio marinus, 1119 nucleotides long. The record is from the annotation of a GenBank genome assembly. NCBI's taxonomy places the organism in Eukaryota, Metazoa, Arthropoda, Insecta, Diptera, Chironomidae.
AUACAUAUUCAUACAUAUCUAACACUGUAUAUAACAUUUGGUUUAUCAAGAAGAAAAAAAUAUAAAUUAAUCAAUAUCAUAGUUCAAUGUUCGGAUUUUCGAAAAACUUCUGAGUGCAUAAACUUAUUUAUAAAACAGGCGUCAACGAUCAAAGUUCAUAAAAUGAGUAUUCAACUACCAGCAGAUAUCAGUAGCUAUGACAGAACAACAUUUAAAGCUUGGAUCAAUUCCUUCGAUGUUGUUCUUUGCGAUUGCGAUGGAGUCUUAUGGCUUCACAACGACAUUUAUGAAGGUGCUUCAGAUGUUGUCAAUAAACUUACUGACUUGGGAAAGAAAGUUUAUCUUAUAACAAACAAUAACAUGGCAUCUCGCCAAGAAAUGCGAGAAAAAUGUCAGGCGAAUAACUUCAAACUUGAAAUUGAAAAUAUGAUUUCAUCAGCGUUUGCAAUGGGCCAAUAUAUGAAGCAUAUCAAAUUUAAUAAGAAAGUUUAUGUGAUUGGAUCAAACGUUCUAGCCAAUGAGUUAGAAUCCGUUGGAUUAACAGUAAUCGGAAGAGGUCCAGAUGUAGCUAUUGAUUCGCUACCGGAUCAAGUUAAAAACGAUCUGGGACAAAUGGACGAUGAAGUGGGUGCUGUUGUUGUUGGUUUUGAUCACCAUUACUCAUUUCCAAAGUUAUUUAAAGCUGUCAAUUAUUUGCGGAACGAAAAUGUGAAAUUUUUAGCAACCAACACCGAUGAAAGUAUAGAUUUUCCUUUUUUUACAUUCCCUGAUGCUGGUGCAAUUGUAGCUGGCAUAAAAAACAUCACUAAGAUUGACCCUAUUGUCAUUGGAAAACCUUCGAAGAUUCUUAGUGAUGUCACUUUAAAAGAUGAGGCUCAUCGUGAACCAAAGAGAUUUCUUGUUGUUGGUGAUCGUCUUAACACUGACAUCAUGUACGGAAAUAACAACAAUUAUCAAACAAUUCUAGUCGGAACUGGAGUUCAUAAUAUGACUGACGUUCAACAAAUUAUUGAUAAAAUCAAUAAUGGCAAAGAUUCAACUGAAGAUACUAAAAAGCUAAUUCCUGACUUUUACAUUUCUAGCAUGAAAGAAUUGAAAAUUAAACUUGAAAGUAUUUAA